This is a messenger RNA of Panonychus citri (citrus red mite), 1017 nucleotides long. RefSeq lists its product as uncharacterized. The coding region runs from base 167 to 841 and encodes 224 amino acids. The transcript is spliced from 5 exons. The record is from RefSeq and is a predicted model, not a curated record. Lineage: Eukaryota; Metazoa; Arthropoda; Arachnida; Trombidiformes; Tetranychidae.
UGCUGUUUUCAUCGUUUUACUUGAUUGGUCAGUUUGCAAGCAUUGGAACAUUUUGGUGAAACAGAGAUUGAAAAAAAUUCGACAUUUACAUGUCGAGAGAGAAAAUUAUUUAUCAUAUGUCCCUUUUUCAUCUGACAAUCACAUCUACACGGAUGAUGUUGAAUUGAUGGAGAGAGUUAAUGUCUCUCAGUUAUUACCGAACCUCAAGUUUUUAUCCUUGAAUCCUAAUCUGUAUGACAAAUGUACUGGUAAAAUGAUGGUCAAUAUCUUGUCAUCAACGGCGAAACCACUGGUUGGACUCAUGGGUGAAAGUACAUGUUGUUCGAGCGAUUAUUACCGACAAUCUGGUCAUGUCGAUGUCGAUGAUAUUGUUAAACACUGCGGCAGUCUCAAGUAUAUGAAUAUAUUGAAUCAACGUUUUCGAGACAGAUAUUUCUUUAAAUAUAAAUUCGGACAAAAUUUGAAACACUUUAACGGUUAUAUCUUACGGUCCUACAAUGAAGAUGAAGAUUAUGAUUCCAUGGAGGAAGAAAUAAAUUUAUCAUGUCGCUACUUGGAGCAAAUGCCAAAUCUUGAAGUUCUGAAUCUGGAAAACCCACUAAUUGAACCUCGUCUUUGGCCUUUACCAAAAAUGAAACUGAAAGAGAUUCAAUUCCAAGAGAGAUCGAGUUCGCCAGUCUUCCAGUUCUUGCCUUUAUUUCCUGAUUUACGGAGUAUCGAUUUGAAUAUCCAUUCAGUUGAGGAUGAAGAUUUUCCUGAUUGCCAUACUCAUAUGAAUGUCCAAGAUGUAGUUCUAAACAUAUCCGGAUUAAACCUCGUCUACGGCCUUUACCAAAAAUGAAACUAAAAGAGAUUCGAUUCGAAGACAUGUCAUUGAGAUCACCAGUCUUCUAGUUAUUGCCUUUGUUUCCUGAUUUACGAAGUAUACAUUUGCAUAUUCGUGGAGUCAAGAGUAAAGAUGAAGGAUUUCCUCAUUCGCAUACUCAUCUGAAUGUUCAAGAUGUAGUUCUAAAAAUA